Molecule: messenger RNA, 1110 nt
Organism: Aplosporella prunicola CBS 121167
Lineage: Eukaryota; Fungi; Ascomycota; Dothideomycetes; Botryosphaeriales; Aplosporellaceae
Exons: 1
Coding region: 18-833 (271 amino acids)
Source: RefSeq, a predicted model, not a curated record
GCCCCAUCACACACACAAUGACCCCCAACCCCACCCCCAACCGCACACCCCCCCAUCCCAGCCUCCUCCUCAUACUACGCCCCCUGCAAUUCCUCACCGCCCUCAUCAUCGCCGCCCUCUACGGCGCCGACCUAGCCCUCAGCAGUGCGCGCCACAGCACCGGCGCGCCGAGCUGGGUGUACGCGGAAGUGGUGGCGGCGCUGUCGGCGCUGACGUGCAUUGCACGGUGCACCUGCGCCUUCUUGGGUACGGGUAUGGGCACGGGCACGGGCACAAACACGGGCAUGAGUGUGCUCGGCUCAUGCCUCUCGUGCCUCUGCGACGCCGUGCUCGCCGUGCUGUGGGCGGCGCUGGCGGGCGUCUUUGGGAGCGUCUUUUUAGGCACACCAUCGCCCGUCUCUGGUGACGAUGGUGGAGGUGAAGGUGGGGUUAAUGGGGUCAACAGCAGCGGGGACAAAGGUGCACUCAAUCAGCGCGCGUACACCACCUCCCUCCCGCGCAUGCGCGCCGCUCUCGCCCUCGAUCUGCUCGGCAUGCUGCUCUGGCUUGCGAGCGCGUGCGUGUGCUGCGUGUGCUGCGUGCGCGCGCGGCGGAGGAGUACAACAACAACAACAACAACAACACAAAAUAACAAAAAGGUGGGCGGGACGCGGAGGCGGGGGGGCAUAGAGGAGCAGUUGGAGUUUGUGCGGGCGAGGCGGGCGGAGCGCGAGGCUGCUGAUAGUGGCAGUGGCAGUGGCAGUGGCAGUGGGAGGUCGUCGAGGGAUGAGGACGACGACGAGUGGGAGGGGGAUACGGAUGUGGAUACAGAGAAGAGCGCGCUGGGUGUUUAGGUCUGGUCCGUGGCGCGUGCGUGCGGGCGGGAGGGCGUGUGUGUUGUAGUGAGGGAUGUGUAUAUGGUUGUGGCGUGUGCCGUGGUGAUAGUAGGUGGGUGGGUAGGGUAGGGUAGGGAGGAAGGCUACCUAUGCGGAUGCAGUGCGUGUAGAAGUGCGAUGAAAAUGGCGAUGUAAAUGGCGAUGUGUUGAGGCGUGAUUGUGGAGGGGGAGGGGGUUGGUGGUGGUGGCGUGUCCUUGCUCUUUCUGUUGCUCUUUUCUUGCUGUUGCUGUUGAU